Seminavis robusta is the source of this 267-nucleotide messenger RNA. NCBI's taxonomy places the organism in Eukaryota, Bacillariophyta, Bacillariophyceae, Naviculales, Naviculaceae. The record is from the annotation of a GenBank genome assembly.
AUGUCGACCCCUAUUACCGUCCGAGUUACCAAGUUGUCCAUCCACAAGCAGAUGAGGAAGGUGUCCUUCUGUGCAGAUGAUGUUACGGCAGUCCACCAAUUGGAAGAACGCAGCUCCUACAAAAAGGACAUGUACUACCAAAACUACGAGUACCAACGGUUCUUCGAAGACUACGAACGAGCCAUGUACCGCAAGUACCUCAAGUCCGAGUGCCGCAAGAAGAUCUCCAACUUCUUCUCCUUUGGCAACAAAGCACAGGUGAUGUGA